This is a messenger RNA of Megachile rotundata (alfalfa leafcutting bee), 2155 nucleotides long. Its product is annotated as venom acid phosphatase Acph-1. Gene Ontology annotation, molecular function: phosphatase activity. The record is from RefSeq and is a predicted model, not a curated record. Lineage: Eukaryota; Metazoa; Arthropoda; Insecta; Hymenoptera; Megachilidae. Gene Ontology annotation, biological process: dephosphorylation.
AGGCGAUCCACAGUAAUCUUUGUUUAACGAUGAAACACGGCUUUCGCGGGGAUAUGACGUUGAACCUGAACCUCCCGAACCGGGGAUAACCCAUUCUUCGAGUACGUGGCCUUCGAGGAACACCGCGAUCGCCACUUGGCGGCAGGAAAAGGAUCAACGUAACGAGCAAAAACGGGGAACAGACGAUAAAAAUCGAGAGAACAGCAAACCUGUUCGCCUGUGUUCCUUAUCCACCCCCACUCGACCAGUUGUUUCAAGUUAAGCACCAGCAGGAAUAUAAGGAUCUUCGUAGAUCGUGCAAAGAAAUUGUACAUUCUGGACGCGCCACGCUCGUGCUUUGCAUUCUCAUCGGGUCGGUGGACAAAAAAGAAAUAGGAUGUUGCUCGAUCGGAUGCUAAUUGUCACGGUGAUAUCUAUCGUUGUCACUGUGGCCAACUGUGAUCUGGAGUUGCAAAUGUUACACCUGGUAUUUCGACAUGGUGACAAAGUGCCUCAUCGGGAGUAUCAGAAUUAUCCGACUGAUCCGUACAAGGACUACUCUUAUUAUCCGAUGGGCAGCGGAGACUUGACAAACCAAGGUAAGCUGCGUGAAUACAGGAUCGGCACAAUGCUCCGUGAACGUUACAAUCAAUAUUUCGGGCCGGAUUAUUGGCCAGAGAAGAUCUAUGCUCGAUCGACAUACAUCCCAAGGACUCAGCUAUCUCUACAGCUAGUUCUGGCAGGAUUAUUCCCGCCCUCGGAGAAGCAAACCUGGAAUCCACAACUACCAUGGAUUCCCGCAGCCACCUUCUCCGUACCCUACGAGGAUGACAAUCUUCUAUUUCCACAUCAUUGCCCUAGGUACAGAGAAGAGUAUGAUAAAUUCCUCCGGCAAAAGAACGUGCAAGACAUAGUAGGGAAAUACAGAAAUGUUAUGAAUUAUCUGUCAAAGCAUUCUGGAAAAGCGGUGAACACAACAUCCGCGGUGACGUACAUGUACAACCUACUGAAGGAACAGGCUGCUCAAAACCUGAGUCUUCCGAAAUGGACAGAGACAGUGUAUCCUACGCCGAUGAAAGAAAUAAUAGCGUUGGAUUUCAAACUCAGAUCAUAUACAAGGACGUUGAAGCGUUUGAACGGAGGUUUACUGCUACGGAAAAUGAUAGAAGAUAUCAAAACGUAUCAAAUGGGAAAACUGGAGCCUUAUGACAGGAAAGCGUUUCUUUUCUCGGCUCAUGAAAUGAACGUUGCCGCGGUUGUAAGAGCAUUGGGCUUAGAUGAACCCUCGGUGCCUGCCUAUGGAGCUACUGUAAUCCUCGAAACCUUGAGGGACAAAAAGGGGAGCUACUAUGUUCGGGUUUUACUUUGGACUGGAGUUUCAGAGCAACUUAUAAUCGAAACGAUCCCAGGUUGCGUGGAAUUAUGCCCGUUCGACCAGUUCUUGAGCAUCGUAAAAGACGUGAUACCAAGAGACGACGAGUAUUACUGCCACCCAGGCGAAAAAUUGAACAAACCGGAGAACAGCGAAUACGUAAACUCUUCCACGUCAAAUAUAAUCUUAGCUAAGACUUGGUUCAAUUCGAUAUUAUCAGUUUUCUUCACGCUACUAUUUACGUCUUAUGUCAUUGACAUCAAACGUUGAACAAUCUUGUCAAAAUUGCAAUAUUGUUAUAUUAACAUAACUAUAUAGCAGUUAACACUUUAACGGUCAAUAUUUAUAAGUUGGUCAUGAAUUAGUUUUCUCAAAAUUGUCAUUUAACUUUUAACUUCAUUAUUUAUUAUCUUACUUAGUUUCAUUUGUUUCAGAUAUUAAUUAGCGUUUAAAAAUCAGUACCUUUACAGAAUCAGAUAUUAAUUAGCGUUUAAAAAUCAGUACCUUUACAGAGUGAGAUAUUAGUUACAUUUAAAAAUCAGUACCUUUACAUUGUAAAUAAAUGGACACUCAAAUAUAAUUUUAUUGACAAUUCGUUAGGAAGAAAUUUAAAAUGAUAAUUGUAGAAAGUGUCAGGCCGUUAAAGUGUUAACACCGCCUGAGGCUUCAAAGCAAAGAUGGAUUCCAUUGCUGAGUGAACAACUAGUGGCUCGAGUUCGAAACUUUGCGUUUGAAAAUUCAUAAAUUUACAAACUUUUACCUCACUAAAUUAUUAGUACAGUUUACGUUUGUAAAUUUGAAAAC